UUAGAUGGGAAAUUCAAAAGUACGGAAAGUAACGACAGGAGGGCCCUUUCAAGCCACGACAUGACGGAGCAGCUGCCGUGGACGAAGUGUCACUCGGGCCAGAGCGCGACGAAGGACAUGCCACCAUCGGCCAACUCAAGCACUUUGUACCACUCUUUUGUAUAGUAGUAAGCUCCGCAAUUUUCUUGCAUUACUGGGGCCAGAGUAAGCGCAAUGGUGGCGCAUGACGCACAGCCAGCCGCUGCGUGCUGCAUGGGCUGCCGAGCAAAACGUGCGCAUGCUUCUGUCGUCCGUGCACUGCUGUGCCGCAUUCACUCGGAUCUCUGCAGCUUCAACUGCACCUUGCGUCACAAUGGAGAGAGUACACGGCAAGUGGAUAAUUGAAACACUUUCUUUUAAGGAGAACGCUACGCCCGAUACGAUUCCCUUGAACAACAAAUGCCGAAGUUCGGAAGUUGAAGAGAACGCGAAAUGCGAGGUGGCUGUUGGGGGGGGGCGUGAGCGCGUUGCAUGCAACGCGUGUUUCGACGUCGUGGGAGGCGGCAGUCGCCUAAGGCUGAAUGAGCUUGGUCAGCGACAUGGGGAAGUGAUGGCCGCUGCAGGCCAUGUCGCACGUAGCGUCAGUGCUGCCGUACUUGAGCGUGUGGCCGGCGCCGCAUGCUACGGAAGACGAAAAAGCGGAGCGUAGUGCAGGACCGGCUAAGUACAUUGUUCGCAUAUGGCAACGCUAUCGCUCAAAAGGGGACAAGACGCUCACCAGUGCCGUACUCGGUGGCAA
This is a messenger RNA of Tilletiaria anomala UBC 951, 778 nucleotides long. RefSeq lists its product as uncharacterized. The transcript has a single exon. The record is from RefSeq and is a predicted model, not a curated record. Lineage: Eukaryota; Fungi; Basidiomycota; Exobasidiomycetes; Georgefischeriales; Tilletiariaceae. Bases 224 to 688 code for a protein of 154 amino acids.